CCAAAGACAGCCGCUUCAUGACCUAAACUUGUUUCUUCCGCAAACCUCAACGAGAGGAGAGAGAAAGAGAGAGGUUUAUCCACCAAUCUCCUCAUUCUCAGCCUCUUCAAAAAUUAGGGUUUAAUUUUUAUCAGAGCUUGAAGAUCAACAUCAAUGGCGAAGAAGAAAGAGAGCAAGCCUAAACAUUCUCUCGACGUCAACAGAAGCAAUGCGAGCAGUAGCACGAGUCGUAGCGCCGCCACUGUGCGGCGGCUCAAAAUGUACAAAACUCGCCCUAAGAGGAAUAGCGGGGGAAAGAUUUUGAGCCAGCAGUUUCAGUCUUCUGAAUUGCCUUCCACUCGUAUUCAACCUGAUCGUCGCUGGUUUGGGAAUACAAAAGCUGUCGAUCCAAAGGAACUUGAAUUUUUCCGUGAGGAGCUUCAGAGUCGCAUGUCAAACAACUACAAUAUGAUACUGAAAGCAAAGAAUCUUCCAAUGUCCCUUUUGAAUGAUCUUCCAAAGCAACGGAGAGUUCAUCUUCUUGAGACGGAACCAUUUGAGAAUGCUUUCGGACCAAAAGGGAAACGAAAACGCCCAAAGCUUCAGGCAACAGAUUAUCAGUCCCUGGUGCAGAAAGCUGAUAGUUUGCAAGAUGAAUAUGAACAAAAAAAAGCAGCUAAAUUUUCUACUGAAGGAGAUGAAGAGGAUGGAUUCAGAGAUUUGGUCCGCCAUACAAUGUUUGAGAAAGGUCAAAGCAAACGUAUAUGGGGUGAACUAUACAAAGUUGUUGAUUCAUCAGAUGUUGUUGUUCAAGUUUUGGAUGCUAGGGACCCACAAGGAACGAGAUGCUAUCACCUAGAGAAGCACUUGAAAGAGAAUUGCAAGCAUAAGAAUAUGGUUUUUCUGUUAAAUAAGUGUGAUCUGAUUCCAGCUUGGGCGACAAAAGGAUGGCUAAGAGUAUUGUCGAAGGAAUUCCCCACGCUAGCUUUCCAUGCUAGCGUCACUAAGCCUUUUGGAAAGGGUUCUCUCCUUUCAGUUCUAAGGCAAUUUGCACGGCUAAAGAGUGACAAACAAGCAAUAUCCGUGGGUUUUGUUGGCUAUCCCAAUGUUGGGAAAUCGUCUGUUAUCAAUACCUUGCGUACAAAAAAUGUUUGCAAGGUUGCUCCUAUACCUGGGGAGACUAAAGUCUGGCAAUAUAUUACGCUGACUAAGAAGAUCUAUCUGAUAGAUUGCCCUGGUGUUGUCUAUCAGAAUAGUGACACAGAGACAGAUAUUGUUCUGAAGGGUGUGGUGCGAGUUGCAAAUUUACAUGAUGCUACUGAACACAUUGGAGAAGUGCUGAAACGAGUUAAAAAGGAGCACCUGGAAAGAGCAUACAAGAUUAAGGACUGGGAGGAUGAGAAUGAUUUUCUCUCGAAGCUUUGCAAGUUAUCGGGCAAGCUUUUGAAGGGUGGAGAACCGGACUUGAUGACAGCGGCAAAGAUGGUCCUUUUCGAUUGGCAGCGAGGCAAAAUACCUUUCUUUGUUCCCCCACCACAACAGGAAGAUGAUACAUUGGAGGAGCCAAAUGUUACUGGUGAUGCCAGAGAUGGAGAAGCAAAGGUAGAGACAGAAGAAGAAAAAGCAAGAGCCUUGAAAGCAAUUGCAGAUGUUAUUUCAUCUCAGCAGCUGGAAGAUGUUCCAGUUCAGAGUGAUCUAUAUAGCGAAAAUGAGCUCAAUGGGCAGAUGUCUGAACAAAUUGUAAAUCCUGAGUAAAAGUUUUUUUUUGGCCUUGUGCUUGUUUAUCUUAAUGGAAUAAUGAGGAGGUUAAAUUAGUCGAAUGAAUAUUGAGAAUGAAAAAUGACAGCAAUAGGAGAAAGAGAUUUAGUUAUGUUUUAGCUGCGGGCUUGUUUAAUUUUGAUAGAUGUUACUCAGCGUUGCUCAAUUUUUUGUUAAGAAGUCUUGCAAUUUAUUUCGAUUUAGUUGUCAA
Molecule: messenger RNA, 1948 nt
Organism: Beta vulgaris subsp. vulgaris (sugar beet)
Lineage: Eukaryota; Viridiplantae; Streptophyta; Magnoliopsida; Caryophyllales; Amaranthaceae
Product: nuclear/nucleolar GTPase 2
Exons: 11
Coding region: 154-1734 (526 amino acids)
Cellular component (GO): nucleolus
Molecular function (GO): GTP binding
Source: RefSeq, a predicted model, not a curated record